UUUCUUCCACUCUUCUCUCUUCUCUCAUGGGAUAAUUGGCCUGCCCUUUCUCUUACCAUCUCGUUCCGCCCGCAAUCGAAAAGAAAAAGAAAAAUACAAUUUCAGGACAACGCACAGACGCAUAGAGCCCUAGAACAAAGCAGCGAGAGCUGCUUUCCCUAUCCAUCUCGCCCGUCGUACUCUUCAUUAGAUACCCUACCCCCUCCCCCUACCCGCUGACAUGAUGCACGCACUUCGUCCCUCUUCACUCUUCCGCCCUUCAAGCCGCCCCACCUCUCCCGCCCCUGCAUCCACUCCCGCCUCUCCUCGCCUGGACCCUACCGUGCCAGCGGACAGGACCCCUCGCGCCAUGCACAAGCUGUCCCUUACUACGUUCAGCAGGAGGCCCUCCCCCGCUCCUGCUCAGUCGCAGCCUGCCGCUUCCAUCGUACAGGACGGUCACUACCUCGAGACCCUUCAGCUCAAGCUCAGCGAGGCGGUCUCCAAGGCCCUCGCUCAGCCGACAGGGCCGGCUGCUCCUCAUGAACUCGUUAACGGCCGUCGUGCCAUUCCUUCCGGGCGUGGACAUACCCUGGGAGCGCUGAUUGCGACUGAGCUCAACGCCACGCGGGAGAAUCCUCAUCUUCGCAAGGCUAUCAUUCGCUCUCUUCACCGCCCUCUCUCCAUCCUUCUCACCAACCUCAACGCACACCUCGUGCCCCUCUUGAACUCCCCCGCCUUCUCAACCCCCCUUGUGCCCACUCCUCAAACUCUAAACCCGAACCCAACUCAACUUCAUGCUCUUGCCUAUGCCACAUUUGCGGGUGAGCUUCUGGAGAGCCUCGAUGAGAUGUCUCUCGGUCAGGACGUACCGGACGCUCGGGGCGAUGGUCUGAAGCCUACCAGGGAGGCCCUAAAUUCUGUUAUCAGCAGGGUCGUCCACCCGCUCGUAGGUGGAAUCAAGGACGAACUUGUGAAACUGAUUGACGGCCUGGAGUAUUCACCGACUGUUCCCACGGGCACUGGUCCCAAAGUCGGCUCUUUACCGAAGACAGGUCCGAUUCAGCAUCCAUCCAUCGUCUCCCUGCAGACCAUCAUUCCGAUUUACGCGCGGGCGCUUUCCCGAUACUACACCACUGCACCAUCGCAGUCGCACCUCGCCACAGUCCUCAUCUCUUUGGUCUGGCAUGGCCUUGUAGCUCUUUCUCAUCGCGCACCUGCCGCCAACUCGCCGCCCACUUCGCCCGUACCCCUCCCUACGGCUAUCAAGAAAGGGCGCUCGACGACCCCUCCUUCGACACCGCCCCCCACGCGCUUUACACUCAAGCUUCCGCCUUCACGGCCUCCCUCGCCCCCUCAAGAGCGACACGUCUCGUCCGUUGCCUCGGACGCGCGCAACCUCUAUGAUCUCCUGAGCACGCUUCCGCGCCCCUCCGCGGACCGCGUCUCCACAUGUCUCGCACGAGAGGCCGUAGACGACGCAUUCGACGGUCUCAAGGGCCUCGUCGCUCUCUUCGACUUCGUGCACGCGAACCCUGCGCCCGUACCUGGAGCAACAUCUCAGGCUCAGCCGCACAAGAUCCCCGAUGCCAAGGAAUUAGAAGUCCUGACGGCGGAUAUGCCCACGCUCGUCGCAUUGCCGGUUCUGCUGCAGGCUUAUGGACAGCAAGGGAGGAACGCGAACGCGAAGACGGUCGCGGGGAUGUUGGGGCUCAGUCAGGGACAGUAUCGCGCGGGGUGUUUGACGGGGUUUGGGAGGGCGGAGGAGUGUACGCCCGCGGUGGGCGAGCGGGUGCUUGAUGUGUUGAAGGAGGGGAUGGGAGGGGUGGAGCCGAGCCUGGGUGUGGAGGCGGUGAUGCAGUGGUUGAAGGCGGAGGUGGAGGCGGAGGAGAGUGGGUGA
This is a messenger RNA of Stereum hirsutum FP-91666 SS1, 1879 nucleotides long. RefSeq lists its product as uncharacterized. The record is from RefSeq and is a predicted model, not a curated record. The transcript has 3 exons. The coding region runs from base 221 to 1879 and encodes 552 amino acids. NCBI's taxonomy places the organism in Eukaryota, Fungi, Basidiomycota, Agaricomycetes, Russulales, Stereaceae.